AUGAAAUCUGAAAUUGGAAGAAGGAUAAGAUCAUCAGGAUGGAAGGCGUUCUGGCCAGCAACAUUACAAACGUUUGAUAGCCUGCCGAAUCCAGGUAAUCCAGGUAAUUAG
Messenger RNA from Anisakis simplex (herring worm), 111 nucleotides. NCBI's taxonomy places the organism in Eukaryota, Metazoa, Nematoda, Chromadorea, Rhabditida, Anisakidae. The record is from the annotation of a GenBank genome assembly.